UGUCUCUUUCUUCACUCCAAAUGUUUCUUCCUUCCUUCAUUCCUCCCCAUGCAUCAUAAAUCCCCAAUUCCAUUGGUGGUCCGCAAACUCGCGAUCUGCUGAGGGAGUCAAACUCGUGCAGAUCGAGUUGGACUUUGAGUGAAAUGAUCCCAUUGGAUCUCGGAUUUUUGUGAGCUAGUGCGCCUGUCACUAUAAAAAUCCCCAUGGACCGUGCUCUAGCAUGUGCGUCUUCUCUGGUUCCGUGCCAAGAGGUGGUUGAAGGCCCCCUUCUGAAUUCCUUUCUGUCCAUCAAACAAGGGCUCAAGAUGUUCAUCAUAGAGGACAAAGGGGGCGCCAUUGCCAUCAUGUGCGCCUCCCUCCUGUUCUUGGGCACAUGGCCAGCCGUGCUCACCCUCUUGGAGCGCCGGGGACGGCUGCCACAGCAUACCUACCUUGACUACUCGAUAACCAACCUCCUCGCCGCGGUCCUCAUCGCUCUCACCUUCGGACAGCUUGGGGACAGCAAGCAUAACAUGCCCAAUUUCUUCACUCAGCUCAGUCAGGACAACUGGCCUUCAGUGCUGUUUGCAAUGGCAGGGGGUGUUGUGCUCAGUAUUGGGAACCUUUCUACCCAGUAUGCUUGGGCAUAUGUGGGUCUCUCGGUUACUGAGGUUAUCAGCUCAAGCAUGGUUGUUGUGAUAGGUACAACACUGAAUUACUUCCUGGACAACCGCAUCAAUAAGGCAGAGAUUCUCUUCACUGGAGUGGGAUUCUUCCUUGUUGCAGUCAUCCUUGGCUCUCUUGUCCACGCUUCCAAUGCAGCUGAUAAUGCACAAAAACUAAGUGCAUCCACAAAUAGCUACAAAAUUGGGACAACUGGAGAUGAUAUGGAGCCGAGCAAGCAAGUUAUAGACAAAGAUGCUCCGAAGGACAUGGAGAAUGGAGCUUCCCCUACCAAAUAUGCCACCAAAGCUGAAGCAGGAACUGCAGAGUACCUGAUUGAGCUCGAAGAGCAGCGUUCAAUUAAGGUAUUCGGAUCAAACACCUUCAUAGGGCUUUCGAUAGUGUUCUUCGCUGGCGUCUGCUUCUCGCUCUUCUCCCCGGCAAUCAACCUGGCCACAAACGACCAGUGGCACACCCUGAAAGAUGGUGUCCCGCACCUGGUGGUCUACACUGCCUUCUUCUACUUCUCAAUCUCUUGUUUCGUCAUCGGCAUUGGGUUGAACAUCUUGUUCCUCUACCGUCCGAUGGCCGGCGUGCCAAAGUCAUCCUUCAGAGCCUAUCUGAAUGACUGGGAAGGCAGGCAAUGGGCUCUUCUUGCUGGAUUCCUUUGCGGUUUUGGCAACGGCUUCCAGUUCAUGGGUGGUCAGGCUGCUGGUUAUGCUGCUGCUGAUGCCGUUCAGGCAUUGCCACUUGUGAGCACGUUCUGGGGCAUCCUGCUGUUCGGGGAGUACCGGAAGUCGUCAAAGAAAACAUACAUUCUGCUUGUGUUCAUGCUACUCAUGUUCAUCGCCGCAGUAGCUACGCUGAUGGCUUCAGCAGGCCACAGGAGCACCAAAUGAUCGAUCACUACAUCCUUUUAUCUGUUGUUCUAGUCUACAGCUUUAGCUGCCACAAGGCGAAGAAAUUCAGACAGCAAAGCAAGGGCCCUGAUCCAGGAAGCCAUGCCAGCACGAAGUGAAAUCCCAUUCAUUAAGUUUUCGUUUGAAUGGAGUUGUACAUAACAAAAAAGAAAGAAAGAAAGAGAAGUUUGAGGUCUUGCGACUUCAAGUUAGUGGAGAACCAUAUUAAUGUGAUGUGUUAUAUCGUUCUAAAGAUCAUUUACGGGCAACAUUAGGCUACUUAAGAUGUUGGAAAGAUGUUAUGUUUGGUUCCAUGUGAAGUCUUAGAACCCUAGUGAUUUUAGAAUUGGAAAUGUGAAAUGCUUGGAUUUCCUGCGA
Messenger RNA from Brachypodium distachyon (stiff brome), 1919 nucleotides. RefSeq names its product ureide permease 1. The record is from RefSeq and is a predicted model, not a curated record. NCBI's taxonomy places the organism in Eukaryota, Viridiplantae, Streptophyta, Magnoliopsida, Poales, Poaceae. Gene Ontology annotation, biological process: nitrogen compound transport. The transcript has 8 exons. The coding region runs from base 204 to 1541 and encodes 445 amino acids. Gene Ontology annotation, cellular component: membrane. Gene Ontology annotation, molecular function: allantoin:proton symporter activity; uracil:monoatomic cation symporter activity.